CUCACAUCCUCACAUGACUUCCUCGCGAGAACUCAUGCAGUUUGACUGUCACGAGAAUUCACGUAGUUACGAAAAGUUUUUAAUCAGAACUGAUGGAAAAGAACGUCAAGAUGAAGAAGAAGGUAUUUUUCUGAUAUUUUAUGUAUUUUUAUUAUCAGAUAAUUGCGCCUAUAUAUGCUACUAAUGGGAAAAUCUUGUGACUUACUUAUCAUCGUGCAUGUUACAUCUUGCGAAUUUUUCUUGAAGGUUCUUCUUAUGGGUAAAAGUGGCUCAGGAAAAACGAGCAUGAGGUCGAUAAUAUUUGCAAACUACAUUGCAAGAGACACAAGAAGACUUGGAGCGACAAGUAAGUAUUUUAUCUUUCGCUCUGACGGAGGGUUAACGAUCCAAACGUCAGCUUCAGAAACCUUCUACGAAGGCAAUUUAUUAUAAAUAUAUGUAUAUGUAUUUAUACAUUACCAAUUCCGUUGAUAAAACCAAAUCAUCCAAGUAUCUAACUGUUGUUAACAGUUUACUUUUUGUACCCGCACUUUGAGGCUCUUUAUCUUUAUUUUGUAAAGUUAACAUCACUUCAGAAUUUUUCUCUCGUGUGAAAUUGCAGGGCCUCUUACUUUCCAUUCUGACGAGUAAUUUUAAUUUUUUUCUAUUUUCAGUUGACGUGGAGCAUUCUCAUGUUCGUUUUCUUGGAAAUUUGGUUCUCAAUCUUUGGGAUUGUGGAGGGUAAUUUGACCAUUAAGUUUACCGUCAUUUUAGGAUGUAGUUGUUGUGAAUUGUAACAUAUUUUGACCAAUAUUCUCAUUAUUUUCAGUGUAGUAACUGAACUAAUUAGAAAUAUUUUUUAUUGUAAUUAGUAGCUGGACAAUUGGCUGAUACAGGCAACCAUUUUUUUUUGUAGUUAAUUUGUUAACCUCUAAUCACACUUUCUAAUUAAGCAGUAGACCGCACUUUCUAUAUGUUUACCAGCUUAAUAACCCAUGUAGGAUGUUAGGAGAACAUAGGAAAAGUUUGUAAUUCACAAGCCAGAGGUGAGUGACUUGCAAACUUUUUGGGUGUUCUCCGAACAUUCCAAGUUGGUUAUUACAACAAUAGAUUGAUAGAAUGUUGGGUCUAUCUAGAGUUAGGAUGUUUCAAUUUCCUAUGGGUUUACUAUUGCAAUAAACAAGAGGUUUUUGACCAAUCAGGGUGCUCCUAAUAUUUCAGUUAUUUUGUAAACCUCUAUAAGAAAGAAUCUGAAAGAUUAUAGAGAUAAGAUAACUCUGGCCUUCCAUUAAUACCAGGGGGGGCUGAUAUAUUGACUCUCUUCCAAUCUUCAUAAAAAAUGGAGUAGUAGCAAUUGUGUUAUUUUCACUUCCCAGACAAGAGGCAUUUAUGGAGAAUUAUUUCACAAGUCAGAGGGACAACAUUUUUAGAAAUGUUGAAGUUCUAAUUUAUGUGUUUGAUGUGGAAAGUCGUGAACUUGAGAAAGAUAUGCACUAUUACCAGACUUGCCUAGAGGCCAUUCUUCAGAAUUCACCUGAUGCCAAGAUAUUUUGCCUUAUUCACAAAAUGGAUUUGGUACAAGAAGAUCAGAGAGAUGCAGUGAGUACAUUUGCAGCCUAAUAAGAUAGCAAUAGAGACAUUGACUUCAUAAUUUAAGCUUUCAUGCAGUCUUGAAAAAAAAAAAAAGUCACUCAACAUAUUUUUAUGGGGCUAAAUAUGAUCUCUUCUUUGUUGUACAAUGAAGCCUUCACAAUGUCACCAGAUGGCAAUUUUUCCCUACUGCAAAUCUGUAAUCAUGAAAACAGGUGGUGAGAUAUGUGGGCGAGAUCACAAAUUUAAAGGGCCCCUAGAUGGAGCAAAAGGAACAUAGUAGCUCUGAUGAAUUUGGACAGAAGGUACUAAAAAUUUAGCUUUGCAAAACACAGGUUGGGUUGUGAAAAUGUCUCCAAAAGACACGAUUUUUUUUUUUUUUUCAGAUUUUUAGAGAGCGGGAAGAAGACCUCAAAAGGCUCUCAAAGCCACUGGAAUGUACAUGUUUCCGUACAUCAAUUUGGGAUGAAACUCUUUACAAGGCUUGGUCAUCCAUUGUCUAUCAGCUGAUACCAAAUGUGACACAACUGGAACAGAAUCUGGAGAACUUUGCUUCAAUCAUUGAAGCAGAUGAAGUCCUUUUGUUUGAGAGGGCCACAUUUCUGGUAGGUAUUUAAUUAAAGUAGAAUGUGUCCACUGAUGUUAGGAAGUGAAGGGUUAACACCUGGAAGCCUGAUCCUGCUUUAGCAUCCCCUGAUAUACCAAAUACCUACAUUGUAGUUUUUAUUGAAAUGGGCUGCUAAUCUACAAUAGUCUUUCAACAUUGGCAUUUUUUCAAUUUUCCUGACAGUCCACUGAUAGCUUUUUACACUACAGGCUUUAUUAGAUACUUUACUAUUUUCUCACUGUAGAAAACAACACAAGGACCUAGCCAAGUCUUAACCCUUUAACUCCCAGAUCAAAUUUAUAAUUCUCCUAAAUAUCAACCAUACAAUUCUCAUAAUGUUAGUUCAGAGAACUUAGUAUUGGAUCAACUAAUUAUCCUCAAAUUGAUAUUUUUCUUUAUUCUCAACACUUAUCUGGUUGAUAUUGUAUUGAUAUUGUAAGGAGAAAUUUUGUCUUGGUCACUCAUGGGAGUUAAAGGGUUAAACAGUGGACUCUUGAUCUAGAGUUGAUCUUUCUAACCAAUCAGCUAUCAAAUCUGUCAACUAUUCAAUAGCUUUAAACCCUUUAACUCGCAUGGGUGACUGAGACAGAAUUUCUCUUUACAAUAUCAAUACAGUAUCAAGCAGACAAGUAAUGAGAAUAAAUAAGUGUAUCAACAAGGGGAUUAUUAGUUGAUCCAAUGCCAAAUUCUUGGAACUAACAUAGUGACUAUUAUAUGGCUAACGAGAUCUUAAGAAUUAAAGGGUUAUUUGUAAAUUGUUAACGGUAGAUUUAACUUAGUUUGAGUUUGUUGUUGUGACCCUCUUUGUAAACAACAUUUGAAUGACACUUAGUGUUCAUUUUUCAGGUUAUUUCUUAUUGUCAACGCAAGUCCCAUAAGGAUGUACACAGAUUUGAAAAAAUUAGUAACAUUAUCAAACAGUUCAAGUUAAGCUGUAGGUAAGUUGAGUCCUGUUGAGGAAGGUCAAGUUUUCCAGUGUAAUGGACUUGGAUGCUUUAUCGCAUCACUACUGAGCUUAUGCUCCAGUUUUAACUGCUUGAAGCCCCCUGUAUUGUGUAACACGGAUAAUCAAUCUUGACCUUCCACUCUUAAUUUUCUCCAUAGUAAACUGCAUGCCCAUUUUCAGAGCAUGGAGGUGCGCAAUUCUACAUUUGCUGCAUUUAUUGAUGUCUUUACACCAAACACAUAUGUGAUGGUUAUCAUGUCUGACAACACAAUCCGUAAGUAUAUGUACAAUGAACUUUCUCAUAGGUGACACCUAUGUGCAACUAGCUCAUCCUUGGAGUUGGUUCCUGAUACAGGAAUUGCUCUACUUUUUACAUUUCAAACUCCCCUAUUUACAGCAAUACUAUAACCAACAGACCAGACAGAAAAAACCUUUUUACAACCUGUAUGUAACUGUUAAGUACCAUUGUGAAGGGAAUAAAAAAUCUCUUGAGUUGACACUGACCAAUUUGCUUCCACAAACCUGGCUUAGAGCAUUCAACUGAAAAACAGGUUGUUAAAAAGGGCUAUCAAUCUUAAUAGCUUGUACACUAAAGAAACAAAUCUUCAAGUCAUUUAUUAAACAUAGCCCUCUCUAAAGUAUUUACAUCUUCAGAUUCCAGAGAAAUAUGAAUAUGCUAUGAAUUUGAUUCUAUAAUGAGUGAAUUUUCAACAUCUGCUUGAAGUGUAAAUUCUUCUCUCUCUUAGCAUCUGCUGCUACACAGAUUAAUAUUCGCAAUGCAAGGAAGCACUUUGAGAGGCUAGAAAAGGUUUCCAGUAAUGGGCAGCAUUCCCUGAAAGGGAGAUAGAUAACAAAGAAUGAUGUACAUCUUGAAAACAAACAAUAUAUAUUGCCAAAUCAGCCAGAGAUGUUGUAAAAUAUAGCUAUUCCAUGUUAAGAGGAAUGGUUAGCUGUUUUGUAUCUUGUAUUAUGUAGUUGUAUUCCCUGUGAUUGCCAUGUUAUUAAUAAUAAUUAAUUACAUUUUUGUGCAAUGACAUACCAUCUGCUCAGGAAAUAGUGUCCCGCAUGGUGAUACAAUGAUAGUAUACUACUGAGCCAGAUAGUCAGUCAGAUAAUGAAAAUAAUAAUGAUGAAAAGGUUCAGUACAACUGAAAAAAGCCUUUAAGAGUCUCUUGGUUUGCCAUCCAUAAACAGAAAGAAGGAGCAAUAUAAGAACAAGAACAAAAAUGUAUUGAGCCAUGAUUAAUAAACCUUCAAGAGCAGGCCUGCAAGUCGAGUUCCAGCCUUUCUCAUCCUGAACAGUCUUGUCUGGUAAGGAUGACGAUCACUGGCAGAACUUGUUCUUAAUUAACAGGUUGUGAGAGACUUUAAAUUGAUAUUUGCUCAGUUUUUUUUUAGCGUGGCUUAAUAUCCAUUGGAAAAAAUUAUGCUGUGCCUUACUCAUUAUUACUGGUUUAAAUAAUUUUUUGUGUUAAUUGUCAUUAUCAAUCCAAGUUUAUUCCACUUAAAUUAAUUUGCUUUCUACACAUAUGACCUGAUAUAUUUUUCUUAAAGGUGACUCAUUGAUUGCCAAAUGCCCGUGUGAUAGUCUAGUGUUACUUUAUUGAUGUAGGUCUAGCCUAUAUUUGAGGUAUUUGAAACCACUCCUGGAAAGAAACUGAGUAUGUUCAGAAUAAUGUGAGCUGGAGUUGAAAUUGAGUCUUAAAAAAAAACAAUUGCACACUGCGUCUGCGUUUCUUAUUAGUGAUAAGAAGACUAGUUACUACAAGAAGCAAACAGAUGAUUGAGUGCAGGCGAUAAAAGACACCACGACGUGCCAGCGCUCGAAGCUUGAUCUGUUACCGCCAAAAAUCAUAUUGACUUAAUUCAUUGUGAAUUCGUAACUUUUCACUUUCCAUCGCAUUUUUAUUUAUAUUUGUUCUUUUGUUUUCACGCGCAUUACUUCAUCGAUAAUCCACUACUUUGUUUUUACAUCAUUUCCCUAAGUUCUAUACCAUAAAUUUCAUUCAUUCGGCUAUCUCGUUUAACUGUUCUGAUUCAUUUUUCAAAAUCGCUUUAAAUCGUUCUCUAUCGUCUGUAACCAGCCAUUUGUUCCCGGACCUCCUAUAGCGUUUGGAAGUGUCUUUAGUAAAUCUUUACUUUGUUUUCUCGUUUGCCAAUUUCUUUACGUAUAAAUUUAGUAACUUAUUAUUUGUAACCUUGUUUUAGCAACCGCUUCAAUUGUUCACUUCGCUUCGAAUCUUCACGUCGUCUCGUUUUGUUUGGAAGUACAUUAAAGCGUG
This is a messenger RNA of Pocillopora meandrina, 5404 nucleotides long. The record is from the annotation of a GenBank genome assembly. NCBI's taxonomy places the organism in Eukaryota, Metazoa, Cnidaria, Anthozoa, Scleractinia, Pocilloporidae.